AUGCCGUCUAGUUCAGGAGCACGAACGAGUACAGAGGCGAGCAGGGAGAGUGGCUUUGAGGACGACACCUCGAAAACAGAGCGGGCACUAUCAAUAGACCAGGAAACCGUGACGGCCGUAGCCGUGAACUCAACACCGACGACACCAACAGCGACAACCCCGACCACGCCCCUCAUCGUCACCAACAGACCGCUAUCACGGAGCACAGUGGGCGUAGAAGACUCUUCAUCGUCAUCAAAAGCGCGGACAUCAGCACGCAAGUCCAAAUCCAGAUCACCGACCAAUUCAACAAUUUUGGCGCAGACGACGCAUCGGCGGGACUCGCAGCAGGACACGAGAUCGAGAGGAGGAGGGGGAGGAGGGGGGCUGGCGUUUCGGGAUCCGUAUGAUCUAUCGAAGGAGGAGGAUGUGUUGGGGGGAGGAGGAGGAGGAGGAGGAGGCAGGAGAUCAUCGAAGCACCGGCGGGACCGCGACCAGCACGAGGACGACGACGACCUCGAAGCCGUAUUCAAGGAGACGCCGUACAAAAUGGCGGACCGGCUGUCGCCCUUCUGGAAAUCCAAGACCGGCAUCUUCGUCUUUAUCUUCAUCAUCCUCGUUCUCAUUGGCACCGUGGUCGGAGGCGCGGUCGGCGGGAAGAUGUCGCAACGGAAGACGGGUGACGAUGGGCCGGUGCAGACGAGUACGUUUGUGGAGACGGAGACGAGGACGGAGCGGAAGCGUAGCACGCUGGUGGGACCUGGUGGGGCUUUCUCGACGGUUAUUGUGACGGAGGUGGUCACCCAGACGGAGACGGUGGUGGUCACUUUGACGGAAGACACGACACCUAGUUCCACACCAGCGCCUUCACCCUCGGAUACAAUCGACGAAGAACAAGAUCCAGAUUCAGAACCGGAGCCAACGCCAGGGCCAGAGACGGAAUCCUAG
Coprinopsis cinerea okayama7#130 is the source of this 927-nucleotide messenger RNA. RefSeq lists its product as hypothetical. Bases 1 to 927 code for a protein of 308 amino acids. NCBI's taxonomy places the organism in Eukaryota, Fungi, Basidiomycota, Agaricomycetes, Agaricales, Psathyrellaceae. The record is from RefSeq and is a predicted model, not a curated record. The transcript has 2 exons.